This is a messenger RNA of Tricharina praecox, 330 nucleotides long. RefSeq lists its product as uncharacterized. Lineage: Eukaryota; Fungi; Ascomycota; Pezizomycetes; Pezizales; Pyronemataceae. The record is from RefSeq and is a predicted model, not a curated record. The coding region runs from base 1 to 330 and encodes 109 amino acids. The transcript has a single exon.
AUGCUGCGCCCCGUGCCCGAGGCGGGCGAUCCGGGCGACACGCUGUUCUGGGGGUGGGUGGUGCUGCUGUCGACGUGGGUGGUGUUCGUGGUCGGCAUUGGGAGCGUGCUUGGCGUGUGGGAGUGGGCGUGGACUGGCGGUGCGGCCGGCGGAGCAGCAGCGAAGAAGUGGCCGAAGAGUAUUGGGGGCGAAAAGAAGUUCCCCGGCGAGUUCCCGAUCCCAGGGUAUUAUCCUGCCAUGGGCAUCCUGAGCUGUGUCAUGGCUUGGGUCUGGGUUGUCGUGGCGUGGGUCGGGCUCAAGUACUUCAAACAUGCAAAGAUACAGAGUUGA